ACACGCUCGUUCUUACUCUUAAAAAUCUCCCACAAGUCUCAAUUCUCAAAAACAAAAAAAACUUCUUCUACAUUCUCGCCAAGCCACAUUUAGAGACAAAUGCUGCAGAGUAAAGCUUAGCGUUUUACACUUCAAUCUGUAACCGCUAAAAAUAGUGACAAUAUCUUUUUGCUAAAUUAUAGGCUUAUAAUUAUACCUCACCUAUCCCCAUCACCCACUUCUCCCUCAAGUUUUUGCUUUUUGGUCAUGGUUGUCAACCACUUUUAUCUCUCAAAUUCCUGAAUUUAUCACUUAAUAAUCUCUCUCUCUCUCUCCCUCCCUCUCUUCCACUGUCCUAGAUUUUCUGUUUGGAUGCAGAGAGAGAAAGAUAAAGAAAAAAAAAAAAAAAAAACAAACAUGGAUGAUUCUAUGUCUAGCCUACUUUGUCAAGAAAGUGAGACUUGUUUGGAUGAAGAGUUGGUAAAUGGGGAUACAUUCAUUAACUUUAAGAACUAUGAUGGUUCAGAAGAUGAGCACCUGGAAAUGCUAUUUGAAAGAGAAAUCUGUUCUGGGUUCAAAAGGAAUGAGUCUUUGGUGUUUGGAAGCUGGGUCCAAUGUGCUCGCUUGGAAGCUUUCACAUGGAUUCUGAAAACAAGAGCAGCAUUUGGAUUUCGCUUCCAAACAGUCUAUUUGUCAAUGACAUACUUCGAUCGAUUCCUUUCAAGGCGGUCCAUCGAUAGUGAAAAAUUAUGGGCCAUUAGAUUACUGUCAGUGGCAUGUCUUUCUCUGGCUGCAAAGAUGGAGGAGUUAAAAGUUCCAACGUUAUCAGAGUUUUUUUUAGAAGAUUAUAACUUCGAGAGCAAAUUCAUUCAAAGAAUGGAGCUUUUGGUAUUGAACACAUUAGAAUGGAGGAUGUGCCUAAUCACUCCUUUUGCUUUUCUUCAUUUCUUCAUCACGAAGUUGUGCAAGGAAUCUCCACAAAGUAAUAUUUUGUCCAGGACUGUGGAACUCAUCUUGGUUAUAGCCAGAGAGGUCAAUUUAAUGGAUCAUCGACCGUCUGUUAUAGCUGCUGCUGCAGCCUUGUUGGCUUUGGAUGAUAGAUUAUCAAGAAAAGCAUUGGAGUUGAAGAUGAAUUCCAUUUCCCAUUGUAGAUUUCUUGAAAUUGAUGAUGUGUUUUCAUGCUAUAAUAUAAUGAGAAGAUUAGGUGUGGAGAAAUUUAAAAUACCUAAGGUUGUAAAUUCUCCAGAUCUUUCCCCAACCCAGUUGGGGCCAAUAGAUGUUUUUGAUAAUUCAUUGGUUACUUCUGCUGUUAGCAAUAAAAGAAAAAGGCUUACACUCAAUACUAGUGAUCAAAGUUGUGUCAUACCUGAUGACAAGCGACUCUGCUAGAGAAGAUUGGACUAUAAGCAUUUGUGAAAGAUUUGGUAGUGGCUUUUUCAAUAAUGAUUAUUGGUCAAAUCAGCGUUCUUUAAUCAUUAGCGUUCUUUAAUCAUUACUUAAUGGAUAUGAUUUGGGAUUGAUUGAUUGAAUCUCCCUUAGGAACAGCCAGAGAGAGAGAGAGAGACAGUGAGGGGAAAGAGAGCAGGAAAAGAAAAAUAGAAAAAGCAAAGCUUUGGGCUGCAUAUAAAAGCUGAUUACCAUUAUAGGCAAUGCCACAAUGUGGAAAAGAGACCAGAAGAGAAG
This is a messenger RNA of Quercus lobata, 1662 nucleotides long. RefSeq names its product cyclin-D5-1-like. The record is from RefSeq and is a predicted model, not a curated record. The transcript has 5 exons. The coding region runs from base 352 to 1368 and encodes 338 amino acids. Lineage: Eukaryota; Viridiplantae; Streptophyta; Magnoliopsida; Fagales; Fagaceae.